AUGGCCCGCGCGCGGAUUGGCUGCUCGGGAUGGGGGGGCCGGGCCCGCGGGGCAGAGUCCGCCCCCGAACCUUCAAAUGGGAAGCCCCUGUGGCGGCGCCCGUAGAGCCGAGGCUGUGCUGCGGGGACGCGGGCCGGAGAGUUGGAGGGAGUGAGCUGUGCGCGCCCGGAGGCCCCGGGCCGUCGGGCGCGCGUCUUGUCUCCCGCCAUGGGGUCUGCAGCGCUGGAGAUCCUCGGGCUGGUGCUGUGCCUGGUGGGCUGGGUGGGCCUGAUCCUGGCGUGCGGCCUGCCCAUGUGGCAGGUGACCGCCUUCCUGGACCACAACAUCGUGACGGCGCAGACCACCUGGAAGGGGCUGUGGAUGUCGUGCGUGGUGCAGAGCACGGGGCACAUGCAGUGCAAGGUGUACGACUCGGUGCUGGCGCUGAGCACGGAGGUGCAGGCGGCGCGGGCGCUCACCGUGGGCGCCGUGCUGCUGGCGCUCGUCGCGCUCUUCGUGACCCUGGCGGGCGCGCAGUGUACCACCUGCGUGGCCCCCGGGCCCGGCAAGGCGCGCGUGGCCCUCACGGGCGGCGCGCUCUACGCGCUCUGCGGGCUGCUGGCGCUCGUGCCGCUCUGCUGGUUCGCCAACAUCGUGGUCCGCGAGUUCUACGACCCCAGCGUGCCCAUGUCGCAGAAGUACGAGCUGGGCGCCGCGCUCUACAUCGGCUGGGCCUCCUCGGCGCUGCUCGUGUGCGGCGGCGGCCUCGUGUGCUGCGGCGCCUGGGUCUGUGCCGGUCGCCCCGACUUCAGCUUCCCGGUCAAGUACUCGGCACCGCGGCGGCCCACGGCCAGCGGCGACUACGACAAGAAGAACUACGUCUGAGGGCGCCUGCACGGCAGGGCCGCGAGCGGGAGGACUGGCCACGGCGCCCCGCAUAGACGGUGGCCUCCCCCGGGCUAAGCGGCGCACGGGCUCUGCGCCCCGCCCCGAAUGUCCGCAGCCCGUCCUCUCCGGCUGCCUAGCCGGCCCCGGGCCCUGCCCCGCAAGGCGACGCGCGCUUGGGAGAACUCGCUUGGUGUCUUUCUGUGGGCAGUGCUGGCUCCGACGGGGUAGGGCGCGCGUCCCUUCGGCUGUGUGGGCACCGGACUGGAGAUGCCGCUCCCUCCCCAACCCUCAGGGUCUCGGAUGCUCCCCCGCCCCCGGUGGCUCCUGCUGAUCCCUGAGGGGCAGGCGGAGAGCCCAGGGGCUCCGGCCUGGACUGCCGGAGGGACACUUACAGCUGGCCUUUCCUCUGUCAGUGCGCUUGCCCCCGGGUGGGGGUGGGGGCAAGGGGCUUGGCCUGGACCUCCCUGUCUCAACCCAGCAGCUCGCCAGGCAAGGGUUAUGGGCACCAGAUCCUGGGUGUAGGGCUGGGGCCCUGCCCUCCUUUGCGGCUAGGGAGGAGGCUAAGAAUCUGCUUAGUAAAUGGUUUGGA
Messenger RNA from Hippopotamus amphibius kiboko, 1456 nucleotides. It is a transcript of the gene CLDN5, whose product is annotated as claudin 5. Gene Ontology annotation, biological process: bicellular tight junction assembly; cell adhesion. The record is from RefSeq and is a predicted model, not a curated record. Gene Ontology annotation, cellular component: plasma membrane; bicellular tight junction. Gene Ontology annotation, molecular function: structural molecule activity. Lineage: Eukaryota; Metazoa; Chordata; Mammalia; Artiodactyla; Hippopotamidae.